UGCACAAAAUUUCCGGUUAAAAAAAUAGGACGAUCGAGUCGGCAUCAGUUACGGGACUCUUUUAUCAGUUACCUAUAUAAUGUAACACGUUGUCAGUACGUGAUUCAUUUGUAAAAUGAAUAUUUUCAAAUUAUGCCAAACCUGUAGUGGCACUGUAUUGAGAAGAUGCAUUCAGACAUCUUCUACACGCCAUGUCGAGCUCACAAGUGUACGCUAUCCGGACGUUAAGAGGGGAAACUAUGGUAGUGUUCGUGACAGUGAUCUUGCAACAUUUGAACGGCUUCUACCUGGAAGAGUUUUAACAGAUUCACUAGACGGAUACAACACAGAUUGGCUGAAAACAUGCAGAGGUGCUAGUCAAGUUGUUUUAAGACCUAAGUCUACAGAGGAAGUUUCAGCCAUAUUGAAAUACUGCAAUGAGAAGAAAUUAGCAGUAGUACCUCAGGGAGGAAACACAGGCCUGGUAGGGGGCAGUGUCUCAGUAUUCGACGAAAUUGUGAUAUCUACACAACUUAUGAACAGUAUUAUUAGCUUGGAUGAAAUAUCAGGGACUCUGGUUUGCCAGGCUGGAUGUGUGCUAGCUAGUCUUGAAGAUUAUCUAUCCAACCACAAACUGACUAUCCCUGUUGAUCUUGGAGCCAAAGGAAGCUGCCACAUUGGGGGCAAUGUGGCUACCAAUGCAGGUGGUGUCAGACUGCUGAGAUAUGGCUCCCUCCAUGGGAAUGUUCUAGGACUAGAGGCAGUUUUGGCAAACGGUGAGGUUGUGGAUUGCCUCUCAACUCUGAGGAAAGAUAAUACAGGUUACGACCUCAAGCAACUUUUCAUUGGAUCAGAGGGAACUCUGGGAAUAAUAACAGCUGUUUCUCUCAACUGUCCUCAGAAACCAGAAGCUGUCUCUGUGGCAUUUUUAGGAUGUGAAUCAUUUCAAAGUGUGUUGGACAUAUUUAAAGAGAGCAGACAAAAACUUGGUGAGGUUUUGUCUGCAUUUGAAUUCAUGGAUUCCCAAACAAUGACUGUAGCCAAAGAAAAUCUGAAACUACGGAGCCCUAUUGAAGACCAUCCAUUUUAUGUGUUAAUUGAAACGUCUGGAUCUAAUGGUAGCCAUGAUGAGGAGAAACUGAGUCAGUUCUUGGAGCAUGUGAUGGGUACAGGGAUUGUGCAGGAUGGAACUGUAGCCACAGAGCCCACCAAAAUACAGAACAUAUGGUCCAUGAGAGAAAGAAUUGCAGAGGGGCUCAUGCACGAUGGCUACUGUUACAAAUAUGAUGUGUCCCUACCCCUCCAGUCUUUUUACGGUCUUGUUGAAGCAAUGAGAGAAAGGAUGGGCACCAUGGUAACCAGGGUCGUAGGUUAUGGACAUGUUGGUGAUGGAAACCUGCAUUUGAAUUUAACUUCCCCAGAAUACAGCACAGAAGUAAUGGAUAAGAUAGAGCCAUUCAUCUAUGACUGGGUAGCGAACCACAAGGGGAGCAUUAGUGCUGAGCAUGGCUUAGGAUUCAAGAAGAAGAAUUUUAUCUACCACAGUAAAUCAAAAUCAGCCGUUCGCCUGAUGAAGGAUAUCAAACACACUUUUGAUCCCAAUAUGAUUCUGAAUCCUUACAAAGUUUUACCAGACUUUUGAUGAAUAUAUACUAGUUAAAAGUUUCAUGUACCUGAAUUUGGGGUCAUUUUUCUAGAAUGUCGGUGAUUUUGUGUUUUGUGUUGGAAGAUUAAAUUUACUAUAUCUAUUGUUAUUAGUGCAAAAAUUAAUAUAUCUGAAACAAAGAGGCGGAAACAAAUGUCUCUCAAUAUCUGAAAUGUUAUCAAGACUGAAAGACUUUUUGCCUUGGAGCCUGGAGACGAUUUUUAAGACAAUUCAAUUAAAAACUGUCUUACGGCAAUUUUACAAUCUAGUUCUUGGUUGUUAUUUUUAGCUCACCUAACGAUCGAGCUUUUCUGAUCAUCUGUUGUCUGCAAUCCACCCAUCUGUCGCUAUGUUAAAUUCAUGAUAAAAUAGAAGGCUAUAUUUUCAUGCUAA
This is a messenger RNA of Magallana angulata, 2017 nucleotides long. Its product is annotated as D-2-hydroxyglutarate dehydrogenase, mitochondrial-like. Gene Ontology annotation, molecular function: catalytic activity; FAD binding. Lineage: Eukaryota; Metazoa; Mollusca; Bivalvia; Ostreida; Ostreidae. Bases 116 to 1621 code for a protein of 501 amino acids. The transcript is spliced from 7 exons. Gene Ontology annotation, cellular component: mitochondrion. The record is from RefSeq and is a predicted model, not a curated record.